CCAAACGAAAGAAGUCACUAUCAAGCAGCGAGCCCUUAUUAGUUUAGUUUAGUAAAGUCAAGCUCCAAAAAACGAGAGAUUAACCUGCGGUGCGCUACGCCCGGCAACUCAUCAAGCAAUUUCUUUGCGCUUUCAUUUCAGUGAUGAGGUCGCAAAGAGGGAAGUAGGGCUCCUAUUGACUAAAGGUGGAUUCUUCGCUUUCCUUUAGAAUGAAAGUCGCUAUUCAGCCCCUACUACUGACUUUUGACUUUGUUUGAUUCAAAAGGCGAACAGCCCCCCCAACUAGUCGUAUGAGGUGGGGUGCUUGUGGUAAGCUGCUUUGGAUAUGAGGAAUUCCUAAAAAAAAGGCAAAGUCCGGUAUUUGACGAAGAUCUUUCGAUCAAUAGAUAGGAUUUCGUGUUCGAUAUAGGGGAUAGGAUCCAUCUGCUCUUUCUUUCUCAAUUUUUUUGAGAGAGAUAUAACGAUAUAAAAAUCAUUCGGGAGAUUCUAAAGAAUACAUAGACAUCUAAAGGGAUGUCUAUUCUAUUCCUUUUUUUUUUUUCAGUGCAAGACAGGAAAGCGCCCUCUUUUUGUCAACCCUGCAGCUUUCCAGAUUUUGUAUUGAACGCAUGGCGUAGCUAGGACCUUCAAAUCAUGUUUGAGCCUAUGUUCAAACCAAACAAACCCACCCCUAUUUGUUUGAGUUUGAAUAAGGCUAGAAAGAAUGCCCGCCAAGUUCAGAUAAGGAAAUGCUUCCCCCAACCAUUAAAGGUAAGGCUCGACGAGGAAGGAAAACGCUUUCGGAGAUUGCGAGAUUGGAUUUCUUUUUCAUAAAAAAUGAAGAAGGCCGAGGAUGGCCUACGGUGCGUGUUAUCUGAAGGGAACACGCUUUUUCGACCGCGGUGGUAUGAUUGCCGGGCCCUCUCCUCGUUCCGCCCGCUGGCCUAUUAGGUAGGAUAGCAGUCUUCGGGCUUUGCCUGCCCUUUCUCAUAAAGAAUUCCGGCUUGGCCCGGGAAAGCGCUGGCAACAACAGAAAGGAAGGGGUCCAUGUAGCUGCUGCACCCGCCCCUUUCUUAGUCAAUGGGGCAGCAGGUUCAAUAUCCACUAGAAAAGAGAGAACCCACUUCAGAUAACCACGCCUCUGCUAGGCAGCGUGUGGAAUGGCCGAGAGCGGACCUUUUUGGAUAUAUAAUCCAAGUCGAGAGUGGAGUUACGGAAACAGCCGUCUGAUGGAAAACGACUUUCACGUUCGGUUCAGAGAGCAAUUUUUUCGUUGAGAAUUCCCCGUUCCCUUUCGUGUGAAUUCCCCAGCGGCGAAUUCGAAACUUGUGGGGCCCUAUCUAUUCCAUCUCUCAAGCCCCGAAGAAAACCCCCCUCCCCUUCGGACUCCAUAUCUCUUUUGACUCUAUAUAUGUGGGCACCUGAUAUCUAUGAGGGUUCACCCACCCCGGUUACAGCAUUCCUUUCUAUUGCGCCUAAAAUCUCUAUUUUUGCUAAUAUUUCACGUGUUUCUAUUUAUGGUUCCUAUGGAGCUACAUUGCAACAAAUCUUCUUUUUCUGCAGCAUUGCUUCUUUGAUCUUAGGAGCAUUGGCCGCCAUGGCCCAAACGAAAGUCAAAAGACCUCUAGCUCAUAGUUCAAUUGGACAUGUAGGUUAUAUUCGUACAGGUUUCUCAUGUGGAACCAUAGAAGGAAUUCAAUCACUACUAAUUGGUAUCUUUAUUUAUGUAUUAAUGACGAUAGAUGCAUUCGCCAUAGUUUUAGCAUUACGGCAAACCCGUGUAAAAUAUAUAGCGGAUUUGGGCGCUCUAGCCAAAACGAAUCCUAUUUCGGCUAUUACCUUCUCCAUUACUAUGUUCUCAUACGCAGGAAUACCCCCGUUAGCCGGUUUUUGUAGCAAAUUCUAUUUGUUUUUCGCCGCUUUGGGUUGUGGGGCUUACUUCCUAGCCCCAGUGGGAGUAGUGACUAGCGUUAUAGGUCGUUGGGCGGCCGGAAGGUUGCCACGAGUAAGUCCGUUUGGGAGACCGAAGGCAGUUCUCCGUGCACCGGACAUGUAGCUUACCGAAUCAGUUGCGACACGGAUGGGAAUGCAUGCUCCGAAAGAUAGGGUCGAGUCUGAUACAUCAACCAUCUACUCAAUAUCCUUGUAUGAGUCCACAAUCACUACACGAGAUGAACCUUGGUUUGGUGAAUUGAAGUUGGCCUUAGGUGUAAUAGGACUCCCAGUUACUGCGCGCGAUCGUAUACUGAGGUGCUCCCCGCCGGUUGUUAGAACGACGCGAGCCGGGCCUUGAUUCAGAAAGAUGAAGGGCCAAAAAGUCGAAAUAGGGGGUUACUAAUUCCCCAUCUCAUUGGGGGCGGAAAACGAAUCGACAUCUCGAUGUGAGACAGCCUUUUCAAUUUGAGUUGGGAAAGAACGGCGAAGUCCAUCCGAACCGUCCAAUGAAGAAUAAGAAGAGAACAAAGCGCCAAUGGCGCACGAAGCGCAUGCGGAACGGACAUGGAUAAAAAAAAGUGUGGAGAAGAAGCAGCCGAGCUCAUUCCCUUCGCUUCCUGGGCCCAAAGCAGUGU
This is a messenger RNA of Benincasa hispida (wax gourd), 2549 nucleotides long. NCBI's taxonomy places the organism in Eukaryota, Viridiplantae, Streptophyta, Magnoliopsida, Cucurbitales, Cucurbitaceae. The record is from RefSeq and is a predicted model, not a curated record.